Molecule: messenger RNA, 709 nt
Organism: Polistes canadensis
Lineage: Eukaryota; Metazoa; Arthropoda; Insecta; Hymenoptera; Vespidae
Gene: DCTN5-p25
Product: dynactin subunit 5
Exons: 4
Coding region: 144-689 (181 amino acids)
Source: RefSeq, a predicted model, not a curated record
ACCUAACCUACACGUAGUACGCUACUCGUAGUACGCUACACGUAGAUGGAGUGGUUAUAUUAAUAAUUGUUAACGAAUGUUAUUUAGAAUAAGUUUCAUUAAUACAUAUAUAGUGAUCGAUUAUAAUUAUUGUGGAAGUCGUCAUGGAGCCCCAAGAUAUUUAUUACAAUAUUGCUGAAUACGUCGAGACGGCAUCAGGAAAUAAAGUGAGUAGACAGACUGUUCUGUGUGGAUCACAGAAUAUAGUGUUACAUGGAAAGGUAAUAGUGCAAUCAGAUGCCAUAAUCAGAGGGGAUUUAGCAAAUGUAAAGGUUGGUCGGUAUUGUAUUAUUAGCAAGAACGCUGUGAUACGACCACCUUUCAAAAAAUUUAGUAGAGGGGUAGCCUUCUUUCCGUUAACUAUGGGUGAUCAUGUAUUUGUCGGAGAAAGAGCUGUUGUCAAUGCUGCUCUUGUCGGUUCAUAUGUAUACAUCGGAAAGAAUGCAGUAAUAGGGAGACGUUCAAUACUAAAGGAUUGUUGUUACAUUGAGGAUGAUGCGGUAGUACCACCAGAAACAAUAGUUCCAUCUUUUACUAGAUUUUCUGGAAGUCCUGCUGUAUGUAUAGAGGACUUACCUGAAUGUACUCUAGAUCUAAUGUUAGAUUUUACUAAGAAUUACUAUCAACACUUUUUACCAGCACGAAUGUAAUAUAUAUGUGUAUAUUAUUA